AUGGGGCGGGCCAAUGACAGUGCCCUACCUGGCUUCAUCCUCCUGGGCUUCUCGGACCACCCUGGCCUGGAACCUGUGCUUUUCGGGCUUGUCCUCCUCUGCUACCUCCUGACCCUGGUGGGGAACAUCACUAUAAUUGUGGUCUCCUACCUGGACCUGCCUCUGCACACCCCCAUGUACUUCUUCCUCAGCAACUUGUCCUUGCUGGACCUCUGCUUCACUACUAGCCUGGCCCCUCAGACCUUGGUGAACCUGCGGGGCCCGGAGAAGACCAUCACAUACUGGGGGUGCGUGGUGCAGCUGUACACUUCCCUGGCCCUGGGCUCUACAGAGUGCGUCCUCCUGGCCGUGAUGGCCUUGGAUCGCUAUGUCGCAGUCUGCAAACCCCUGCACUACGCAGCCAUCAUGAGCCCCUGGCUGUGCUGCCAGCUGGCCCUGGCCUCCUGGCUCAGUGGGGUGGCCAAUUCCCUGGUCCAUGCCACCUUCACCUUGCGGCUGCCUCUCUGUGGCAACCGCCGGCUGGAUCACUUCAUCUGCGAGGUCCCCGCCCUCCUCAAGCUGGCUUGUGUAGACACCGUGGUCAACCAACUGGUGCUUUUCACGGUCAGCAUCCUGUUCCUUAUCCUGGCACCCGCACUCAUCCUCAUGUCCUACGGCUUCAUAGUGCAGGCUGUGCUGAGGAUCAAGUCCUCAGAGUCGCGGCACAAGGCCUUCAGCACCUGCUCCUCGCACCUGACGGUGGUGGUCAUCUUCUACGGCACCAUCAUCUACAUGUACAUGCAGCCCCGGGACAGCUACUCCCAGGACCAGGGCCAGUUCCUCUCCCUCUUCUACACCAUGGUGACCCCCGCCUUGAACCCCCCCAUCUACACACUGAGGAACAAGGACAUGAAAGAGGCUCUGAAGAGACUGUUCUCGGGAGCGCUGUGUCUCCACCAUGGGCGAGGCUUGGGGGGUCGAGUCUGA
Messenger RNA from Fukomys damarensis (Damara mole-rat), 966 nucleotides. RefSeq names its product olfactory receptor 2G3. The transcript has a single exon. The coding region runs from base 1 to 966 and encodes 321 amino acids. Lineage: Eukaryota; Metazoa; Chordata; Mammalia; Rodentia; Bathyergidae. Gene Ontology annotation, molecular function: G protein-coupled receptor activity; olfactory receptor activity. Gene Ontology annotation, cellular component: membrane. The record is from RefSeq and is a predicted model, not a curated record. Gene Ontology annotation, biological process: G protein-coupled receptor signaling pathway.